This is a messenger RNA of Cetraspora pellucida, 230 nucleotides long. NCBI's taxonomy places the organism in Eukaryota, Fungi, Glomeromycota, Glomeromycetes, Diversisporales, Gigasporaceae. The record is from the annotation of a GenBank genome assembly.
UCCAGAAGAUAGAAAGACAGAGACCAAGAGACAGAAAGACAGAGACCAAGAGACAGAAAGACUACAGAAAGAAGAGACUGAGAGACAGAAAGACAAAGACAGAAGACAGAGACCGAGAGACAGAAGACUGAAAGACAGAGACCAAGAGACAGAGACUGAAAGACAGAACCAAAGAAACAGAAUCAGAGAGACAAAAAACCAUAGAAGCAAGAUGUCAAUAAAGCAGAAAG